Dipodomys ordii (Ord's kangaroo rat) is the source of this 1227-nucleotide messenger RNA. RefSeq names its product heme oxygenase 2 (gene Hmox2). The transcript is spliced from 6 exons. Gene Ontology annotation, biological process: response to oxidative stress; heme oxidation; heme catabolic process. NCBI's taxonomy places the organism in Eukaryota, Metazoa, Chordata, Mammalia, Rodentia, Heteromyidae. Gene Ontology annotation, molecular function: heme binding; heme oxygenase (decyclizing) activity. The record is from RefSeq and is a predicted model, not a curated record. The coding region runs from base 122 to 1072 and encodes 316 amino acids.
CUGUCGCUCGCCCGCUCGGCUGCGGCGCCGCUGAGGGAGUCGCUGACUUGGGGAUUGGCGGAUUUGGGGAGCGCACUCGCUGCGGGGACCAGAGUGAGGCAGCAAGAAUCACUCAGCAACAAUGUCAGCAGAAGUGGAACCCUCCGAGGGGGUGGACGAGUCAGAGAAAAAGAACUCUGUGGCCUCAGACAAGGAAAACCAUGCCAGAGUGGCUGACCUUUCUGAGCUCCUGAAGGAAGGGACCAAAGAAGCACAUGACCGGGCAGAAAAUACCCAAUUUGUCAAGGACUUCUUGAAAGGCAACAUUCAAAAGGAACUGUUCAAGCUUGCCACCACUGCACUUUACUUCACAUACUCUGCCCUUGAGGAAGAAAUGGACCGAAACAAGGACCACCCAGCCUUCACACCCCUGUAUUUCCCCACGGAGCUGCACCGGAAGCAGGCACUGAUCAAGGACAUGGAGUAUUUUUUUGGUGAAAACUGGGAAGAGCAGGUGAAGUGCUCCGAGGCUGCCCAGAAGUAUGUGGAGCGGAUCCACUACAUAGGGCAGAAUGAGCCGGAGCUGCUGGUGGCCCAUGCCUAUACCCGUUACAUGGGAGACCUCUCAGGAGGCCAAGUGCUGAAGAAGGUAGCCCAGCGGGCACUGAAACUUCCCAGCACUGGGGAAGGAACCCAAUUCUACCUGUUUGAGAAUGUGGACAAUGCCCAGCAGUUCAAGCAGUUUUAUCGGGCCAGGAUGAAUGCCCUGGAUCUGAACCUGAAGACCAAAGAGAAGAUCGUGGAGGAGGCCAACAGGGCCUUUGAGUAUAACAUGCAGAUAUUCAAUGAACUGGAUCAGGCUGGCAGCAUGCUGGCCAGAGAGACCCUGCAGGAUGGGCUCCCGAUGCAUGACGGGAAGGGAGACGUGCGCAAAUGCCCCUUCUACGCUGCUCAACAAGACAAAGGUGCCCUGGAGGGCAGCAGCUGCCCCUUCCGGACAGCCAUAGCUGUGCUGAGGAAGCCCAGCCUCCAGUUCAUUUUGGCUGCCUGUGUGGCCCUGGCUGCUGGACUCUUGGCCUGGUACUACAUGUGAAGGACCUGUCCUGUCAUGCUGGCAUCCUCUUCCCAAGAGACCACUGUCCCAACCCCCCCAAUCUCCACCCGACUAAAUUACCACCUCAGGUGACUUUUCUAAAUGCUGGGUUUGAGAAAACAAGCAAACAAUAAAAGCCAGACACUAGAGCCUUU